Pleurotus ostreatus (oyster mushroom) is the source of this 1347-nucleotide messenger RNA. RefSeq lists its product as uncharacterized. NCBI's taxonomy places the organism in Eukaryota, Fungi, Basidiomycota, Agaricomycetes, Agaricales, Pleurotaceae. The transcript has 2 exons. Bases 1 to 1347 code for a protein of 448 amino acids. The record is from RefSeq and is a predicted model, not a curated record.
AUGCUUUGUGAUCCUGCACCCUGCUACCAAUUAAUCGCCUCCGAAUUUAAUCGAAUCGCCCACAAGACCGUCUUGGUCCACACCAUGUCGAAGGAGCUGGAACAGCAGAAACCUGGUCGAAUGCCACUUCUUGCAGCGAAGGCGAUGAGUUCGGUGGGGUUUGCAUUGAGUGUUCUGGCUAUAUGGCUGGAUUGGAUAUUGCCUGUGGCGAGGCCGCUGGUUCCCGAAUUGCCCAUUCUUCAUCCCCCGACGCGAGAGAAGCCGCAUCGAAGGCGGUCGGCUCCCGCUUCGUUUGGAUCCAACGCCGUUCGGCGUUCUCGAAAACGCAGAGCGAUCCCCGCUCGCGCAAACACAUCGCCUACAGCGCGUGACACGCACGAGCCAUCCACGACCACGACCGUACGCGAAGCCGUCCAAGUCGUAUCAGAUACACCAGAGCCAACGCCCGCUGCGGAUGUUGAUGACCGCCAAUUAUCUUCUUCCUCGACACUGGUUGCUACGCCUCCAAAGCAUUUGGCUUUCCAGCAGCCUCACCUUGAUACUUGCGACGAAUCUGUGGAAUCGGAUGGCUCGCGUAUGUCUUCUGGACCUUCCGCCCACCCCCGCCUUCCUCGAAUGAAGCUUUUGUUAAGCAAGACGCGUAAAGCUUCCUUAAACGCUGAAUUAUCUCCUCCAGCGGCUUCGAUAUCCUCCGAAUGUAAAUCUGCGCCGUCUAAUUCUUCGGUCGCUCCGUCUAAUAGCGGGGCAUUAGUGAAUGAAACCCCCGUGAAGCCCGCGCGCAAAAGACCUGCCUCUGGGUUUGUCCCACCUUGGAUCCUCCCUCGAUCCAGUAUCACAUCCGAUACAACAUCCGAAACGCUGCCCAAGACCGCUUCACCCGCUCGAUCUUUUUUCUCUCGGCGUCCGUCAUCCGCCCGCCAACCUACAAGCCCUCAGUCAACUCGAUCGUCGAUCGAGCAACCGCCCAGACCUUCGACUCCAACGCCCGUCUCUACUGCAAGUUUCUGUCGUUCGAAAGUCGAUCGUCGUCGGUCGGCGCCCGUCCCUCGAACGCAACCAUACGAAUAUCCGUACUUUGCCGCCAUGCCUACCCCUUAUGAUGAUGUGAAUGUUGUUGAGGAACCCGUCGUAAAGCGAGAGCCCGUUGAUGAAAUGGGUCGGCUGACCGCUCGGAACUCGGCGUCACCAGAGCCAAUCGUAAUUGAAUCGGAUGGGAGGAUAGGUAGGCCGAACUCGCGGCAGGUCAAUGCGAUCGAGCAGGCCCAACUUGGGUUGGGACGCCGUCCGUCAUCAAAACGAAGAUCAACGAGUGAGAGCUGGGCACAAAGAAGUGUGUCACGGUCAUGA